AUGGGGCUAGGGUCCAGUAGCAUCACAAUGGGAAAUAUGAGAAUGAAACCGCGAACACUCCGUUGGAUUCUCAUCCAUCCUGAUGGAUCCAUGGAAUCACAUUUUCCGCAACGCAGUCGACUCCCAAAUAUGUACGCUGUCCCAUGUCUCUCUUUACCUACGGCCGCGAUUGGCGAAGGCGGUGGGAUGGAGCACUGCGAAUUUCGCGUCGUGCCGCGAGUCGCGAACACGGGUCGACGAACCGAUCCAGCCAGUCAGCUACGAGGUUUAGAAAUAACGCUGCCUACCGAGAGCCCAUUCCGACCACCGUUCGGCAGCCAAUCAGCGCAAACCUGUGCGCGAUUCAGGCUGACUGGGCAGCCUGAGUCCAGGUCGCGCGCCAAUCAGAGAAGAAUCCACAUAGGCAAGACGCACACGUCGUCUGUCGGCUGUUGCACAGCUGGAAGGAUCCCCAUGAACAAGGAGCAAGUCCCUUGCAUCGAGCGGAAGCAGUGUCGACCUGUCGAAAACGCCUCGAUCUGCCUCCUUCCGUUAACCAAGACAGAGAUCAUUCGACUUGUGUCGACCACAUCCAACCCAGCCAGUGCUGCGCUGGACUGCAGUACCUUCAAAACCGCGAGCUCUGCAGACUCAGGAUUUUCCGAAUUCCGAAAUCGACGGGCGAACGGUCACACUCGCACGCGCAAGAUCAAUCGGAAGGCAGUCGUCGUAGAUGUGGAAUAUGUUCGCAUGUACAUUCUACGGAGCUGUGAGCAACUGGCGCGGAGUCGUACUGUAACGCAGUGGAGGUCUUCGCGUUACUGUAGUUCAACCGGCUUCAACCUUUUUUUCUCCGCGUUCUUUGCCGAGACCUGUUCUUUGAACCGCGACGGGAAGUCGGUCACCACGGAGGGCGAACUGCGUCGAGAGCACGGACCUAGACGGCGACCUCGGUUGCUGGUGGCCGAUGAACCCACACCUGGAAGCGCGCCUCGGACGCUCGCUCGGGGGGGUCGGCGGAUCCAUGAUCGUGAGGGGACGGCGAGUGGAGGAACGGCGAGGGAGAAUCGGGAAAUUGGAGCUGCGAGUAUUUUCUUGACGAGGAGGCGAUGCGAGAAUAUUUCGAGGAGGCAGGACGAGCAGCAUAGGUAG
Molecule: messenger RNA, 1131 nt
Organism: Marchantia polymorpha subsp. ruderalis
Lineage: Eukaryota; Viridiplantae; Streptophyta; Marchantiopsida; Marchantiales; Marchantiaceae
Source: the annotation of a GenBank genome assembly